AUGGGGGAGGGACCAUCUGGUCAACUUGAUCCCAGAGCAGUAGAAGGUAGACAGGUACAUAGUAGAUACAGCUGAAGCCUCCAGCACUACAGGCCUGAUCCUGACAUUGAUUACAGUGGACUCUGGGCCAGUCCCCAUGUGCAAGUGGCCAGUGAUUCUGUCACUCAUAUUGUGGCAGAGAACAAUUCUUGUGCUGAAGUUCUGGAAUGGCUGAGAGGACACAAGGUGAGGGACAGUUCAAGGUUCGAACUCCUUGAUAUCUCUUGGUUCACGGCUUGCAUGGAAGCUGGAAAACCAGUGGAUUCAGAGAAAAAACAUCGACUCAUCGUGCAACAAGCUUAUCCUGCUACUUCAGACACACCUGAAUCAGAAGCUUCAUCAUUUGUUGCAGGCAGAGUCUCCCAGUAUGCAUGUCAAAGGAGGACCACCUUAAAUAACUGCAACAAAAAGUUCACGGAUGCUUUUGAGAUACUGGCUGAAAAUUACGAGUUCAGAGAAAAUGAAGUACCUUGCCUUGCAUUUAUGAGAGCAGCCUCUGUGCUGAAAUUCCUUCCAUUUACUGUAGUCAGAAUGGAAGAUCUAAAAGGACUGCCCUGCAUGGGAGGUGAAAUCAGAAAUGUCAUUGAGGAGAUUAUUGAAGAAGGAGAGAGUUCUAGAGCUAAAGACAUGUUAACUGAUGAACGAUACCAAUCAUUUAAACUGUUUACUUCUGUCUUUGGAGUGGGAUUGAAGACAUCAGAAAAAUGGUACAGAAUGGGUUUUCGGACGCUGGAAGAAGUAAAAGCUGACAAGACCCUGAAGCUAUCAAGGAUGCAGAAAGCAGGAUUUCUCUACCACGAAGACCUCGUUAGCAAAGUAUUUAAGGCAGAAGCAGAUGCAGUAAGCUUGAUUGUUAAAGAUGCUGUACGGACAUUUUUACCAGAUGCUUUAGUGACCACAACUGGUGGCUUCAGAAGGGGUAAGAAGAUUGGACAUGAUGUCGAUUUUCUGAUCACCUGUCCAGGGCUAAGACAAGAGGAAGAAGUUUUACAUAAAGUGAUUGACUUAUGGAAAAAGCAGGGCUUGCUUUUAUACUAUGAUCUCAUUGAAUCAACACUUGAGCAGGCAAAACUACCAAGCAGAAAAGUUGAUGCUUUUGAUCACUUCCAGAAAUGCUUUGCAAUUUUAAAAUUACAUCAGCAAAGAGUGGACACCAGCAGCUGUGAUACAUCAGAAGAAUCUGAUAAGGCAGAAGUCAAAGACUGGAAGGCAAUCCGUGUGGAUCUGGUUGUAAGCCCCUUUGAACAAUAUGCAUAUGCUCUGUUAGGUUGGACUGGCUCCAGGCAAUUUGAGCGUGACCUACGAAGAUAUGCCACUCAUGAAAGGAAGAUGAUGUUGGAUAACCAUGCCUUAUAUGAUAAGACAAAGAAGAUAUUUCUCAAAGCCAAAAGCGAAGAAGAAAUAUUUGCACAUCUUGGCUUGGAUUACCUUGAACCAUGGGAAAGGAAUGCGUAAAAAGAUUUGCCAAUGUACAUUCAUCAGUACACAGCUUUGGUAUAUCUUACAGUUUUUAUUAGUGCUCAUCACUGUAGUAUCUUUGUGAAUCUAUGUAUCUAUGUUACAAGUGUAACGUGUCUUUAUUUAUAAAGAGAAUUAGUGAAAAAAAUGUUAGAAUUCAUUAUAGAUGGUGAUGUUUUAUGUGUGCCUAGAAAGAAUACCUAUUUCAGCCCCAAAAGCUUCUGUUCCUGAGCUGUGCAUGCAGUAGGCAGAGCUUCAGUGACCACAGUGUUACUCCAGUUUUAUGCUGAUGGAUUGGCACUAAAAUCACUGGAA
Messenger RNA from Caretta caretta (loggerhead turtle), 1812 nucleotides. NCBI's taxonomy places the organism in Eukaryota, Metazoa, Chordata, Testudines, Cheloniidae. The record is from RefSeq and is a predicted model, not a curated record.